AUGGGCCGGUUUGGGGGGGCCGGGCGUGGCCUGCUCGCCCUGGCCUUGCUGGGGCCCUGCCUGGUGUUUCCGGGGCCCCCCAAGAGAGCCCCCAAGCCGCCCCCCUGCCCGCCCAGCUGCUCCUGCACCAGGGACACCGCCUUCUGCGUGGAGUCCAAAGCGGUGCCCAGGAAUCUGCCCAGUGAAGUCAUCUCUCUGACUCUGGUUAACGCUGCCUUCUCGGAGAUCCACGAUGGAGCCUUUUCUCAUCUGCCGCUCCUGCAGUUCUUGUUACUCAAUUCCAACAAGUUCACUCUGAUCGGGGACAACGCCUUCGUGGGACUCUCUCACCUGCAAUACCUCUUCAUUGAGAACAACGACAUCUGGGCCCUGUCCAAGUUCACCUUCCGAGGGCUCAAGUCUCUGACACACCUCUCACUGGCCAAUAAUAACUUGCAGACGCUGCCCAGAGAUGUCUUCAGGCCUCUGGACAUCCUGAGUGAUCUUGACCUGCGGGGCAACGCUCUGAACUGCGACUGCAAGGUGAAAUGGCUGGUGGAGUGGCUGGCACAGACCAACACCACUGUCGCUCCCAUUUACUGUGCCAGCCCGCCCCGCUUCCAGGGGCACAAGGUUCAGGACCUCCCCCUGCGAGAGUUUGACUGCAUUACCACUGACUUCGCGCUUUACCAGACGUUGCCCUUCCCUGCGGUGUCUGCUGAGCCCUUCUUCUAUGCCAGCGACCUCUACGUGGCUCUGGCCCAGCCCAGCGCCAGCUCCUGCACCAUCCUCAAGUGGGAUUAUGUGGAACGGCAGCUGCGGGAUUACGAUCGCAUCCCAGCCCCCUCGGCAGUGUACUGCAAGCCCUUGGUGGCCGAAGGCCAGCUGUACGUGGUGGUGGCUCAGCUGUUCGGCGGCUCCUACAUCCACCGCUGGGACGCCCACGCCAGCCGCUUCUCCAAGCUGCAGGACAUCGACCCCCAGCGCGUGCGCAAGCCCAACGACCUGGAGGCCUUCCGCAUCGACGGCGACUGGUUCUUCGCGGUGGCCGACAGCUCCAAGGCCGGGGCCACCAGCCUCUACCGCUGGCACCAGAACGGCUUCUACUCGCAGCAGGCCCUGCACGCCUGGCACCGAGACACGGACCUGGAGUUCGUGGACGGGGAGGGCAAGCCCCGGCUCAUCGUGUCCAGCAGCUCGCAGGCCCCCGUCAUCUACCAGUGGAGCCGGGCCCAGAAGCAGUUCGUGGCGCAGGGCGAGGUGAGCCAGGUGCCCGACGCCCAGGCCGUCAAGCACUUCCGCGCGGGCCGAGACAGCUACCUGUGCCUCAGCCGCUACAUCGGCGACUCCAAAGUCUUGCGCUGGGAGGGCGCCCGCUUCUCGGAGGUGCAGGCCCUGCCCUCCCGCGGCUCUCUGGCCCUGCAGCCCUUCCUGGUGGGGGGCCGCCGCUACCUGGCCCUGGGCAGCGACUUCUCCUUCACCCAGGUCUACCUGUGGGACGAGGGGCGGCAGAAGUUCGUGCGCUUCCAGGAACUGGCGGUGCAGGCCCCCCGGGCCUUCUGCUACGUGCCCGCCGGCGAUGCCCAGCUGCUGCUGGCCCCCAGCUUCAAGGGGCAGACCCUGGUGUAUCGCCAUGUGGUGGUGGAUCUCAGCGCUUAGAGGGGCCGCCCUGGACCCCGGGACUCCUCUGGAAGGAGACCAGCCAGCGUGGAUGCGGGGCGGGGGACGACGCACACAGACGCGCGUGCCGUCCGGCUGAAAUACACACGGGGUGGUCACCCGGAAGAUACGUGCAAUAAGCGUCGACGCGGCCAACACGCCCACAACUACCGGUCUCUCACACGCACGCACACGGGCACUUUCGUAAGUGUGGCUGCCAUCUCC
This is a messenger RNA of Tachyglossus aculeatus (Australian echidna), 1863 nucleotides long. RefSeq names its product leucine rich repeat LGI family member 3 (gene LGI3). Gene Ontology annotation, cellular component: synaptic vesicle. Lineage: Eukaryota; Metazoa; Chordata; Mammalia; Monotremata; Tachyglossidae. The transcript is spliced from 8 exons. The record is from RefSeq and is a predicted model, not a curated record. Gene Ontology annotation, molecular function: protein binding. Bases 1 to 1638 code for a protein of 545 amino acids. Gene Ontology annotation, biological process: regulation of exocytosis.